Molecule: messenger RNA, 260 nt
Organism: Pelecanus crispus (Dalmatian pelican)
Lineage: Eukaryota; Metazoa; Chordata; Aves; Pelecaniformes; Pelecanidae
Gene: NHLH1
Product: nescient helix-loop-helix 1
Biological process (GO): regulation of transcription by RNA polymerase II
Molecular function (GO): RNA polymerase II cis-regulatory region sequence-specific DNA binding; DNA-binding transcription factor activity, RNA polymerase II-specific; protein dimerization activity
Source: RefSeq, a predicted model, not a curated record
CCGAGCCGGGCGAGGCCGUGAAGAAAGACCUGCAGCACCUGAGUCGGGAGGAGCGUCGUCGCCGGCGGCGCGCCACGGCCAAAUACCGGACAGCCCACGCCACGCGGGAGCGCAUCCGCGUCGAAGCCUUCAACAUGGCCUUUGCCGAGCUGCGGAAGCUGCUGCCCACACUGCCGCCGGACAAGAAGCUCUCCAAGAUUGAGAUCCUCCGCCUGGCCAUCUGCUACAUCUCCUACCUGAACCAUGUGCUGGACGUCUGA